GCUGCGAGCAGGAGCAGCCCAGCAGGAGUGAGGGGGACUCGGGAGGAGUCAGGGGCGAGCGGCCGCCUCUUCCACCAAACAGCGUGUCUGAGCAAAAUGAAACAUGGAUGAGGAGGUCGCAGAAAGUUGGGAUGAAGCUGCGGACAGUCGGGAAAUGGAAAAACGGUUAGAAGAGAAGCUAAGGAUCAGCCAGACAGAAAGGGAGUCCAGUAACAAUUCUCUGUUAAAGACAACCAUGAUGAUACAGGACGACUCUCCACCAGCGGGGCCCCCACCUCAGAUACGCAUUUUGAAGCGGCCGACAAACAACGGGGCACUAGGUUCCCCCUCGAAUCAGAACAGACCUACACAGCAGGUCAAGUCUCUGGCUCAGCGAGAGGCGGAGUACGCAGAGGCAAGGAAGAGAAUCCUGGGCAGCGCAUGCCCAGAGGAGACGCCUCAAGACAAGCCCAACACUGACAGGCCAGGACGCAAUAACUCUACAAUGCCUUUAGAGGACACCCGAUCAACCAAUCACACUGUCCGACAGCCAGCCGGUCCAGACGGCACCCAUGGCUUCCGACAGCACAGAUAAGUGGGCCGCAGCCAUCGAGAGGAGAGAGGAGAAGGAUCAGGGGCCUCCUGCGAGCAAAGACACAUUGUAUUCUUAAACUUCCUUCAGUUCUAUGAUAUCAGAGGAGCAGUGAAUUACAGAGGAGCACUGCUGCUCCUCUCCUCCCACCAGCAGUCGUGUGGAACUGCCAGGGAGCGAGGAACUCCAGGAGGAAGUCAAACAUGCUCUUUCCUCUCUCCCAAUCCCCUAUUUAACACUGUGAUUAUGGACACCUUCUGGACUCACUGUGAUGAUCCCUUUAAGAGACGCCUCUCACCUCCAUCUCGCUCCUCCUUCAGUGCCCGGCGGCUCCUUCUCAGGAUGCCUGCAAGGCAGAAGCAAAGACUUUAGAGGAGACGUGAUGGGCCAUAGCAAAAUGAGAUGAGCUGGUACUUGUGCAGCAGCUUCUCCCCAGCAAUAAUACCACACAACCCAUCUCAAAAUAUUAGUGUUUUUAGUUUUUCAGAUGUUGGUUCACUAUUUUUUUUAGAAUCUUUUUAAGGACGACCAAGUGCAGACUAAAGUAUUUAAUUAUUAUUCACCACACAACAGCAAUUAUGAAGAUUUUUGGAUAAUAAACAGCAGUAGCUGCAGUUGGUAUUGAAUAGACAGCAUUCAAAGUUUUGCAAUUUGUGUUAAAAUGCCACAUUUCGGUUUUUACACAGUUUGAACACAGACCCCAGGGCUGCAGCUUGUGGUGUCAGAUCUCCCACAGUGAACUCCCCCCUAAUGCUGAGUAUUUAAUUGCUACCUAUUCAGUAACUGAGCUGUUAGCAUUACCAGUGCACCCCUUAUGUGUAUAUUGCCAUUUGUUUUUAAAAAACUGAGGGUAAGGGUCAUGUGUGUCUAGUUGUAUGUCUGACAUGUUAUGUUUACGGUGUUUGUUUUUUAAUUAAGCUUUACAGCUGUCUUCUUUUGAUUGUCACUUCAUUAUUUCUAUUUAAAAGUAAAAGCAAAAAAAAAAAAAAAGAUUGUGGAUUUAGGUCCAUUUUUAAGUAGCUUUUUCUGCCCUUUUGUAUGAGAUUGCAGCAAUGUCAGCAGUAUUUUAAUCAAAAUGAACCAAAAGCCCAUUUAAAGAUCAACCUGUUCAUGUUCCAGGUAAAUCGGAUGUCAUUAUUUGAAGGUGUUGUUGGCAGCAAGUCAAGGGAGGUUCAGGCGGGGGAAAUGAACUCACUGCUGUACUUCAAUGGCCGAUACGUCGCGUCUGAACCUUGUCGUCGGCACGCCCGUCCUUCACUGACGUACAGCAUGUAGGAACUCAGGUGCAAGUGAUUGAGACUGAAUGAAUGAAAUGAACGAAGAUUGUAUUUUUCCAGCAGGUUUGACUGCGCAAAAAGCAAAUGUCCAUACUUGAGUUUGGGUCGGCACUUUGUUGGAAGAAGUGCUCUGUGAACUUGAAACAAUGUUCACGUCCCAAGAUGAAUGUUUUAUUUUUGUCUCAAGUGUUGGCAUCUUAGUCACGACAUGAAACGGUAACACCCACUUUGCUCUCGUGUUCAGCACCUGAUGGUCCACUCCUCAAAUGUAGACACAGCUGGAUGUGAACCAGAGAAGUAGCAGUUGGCUCACUUUCUGCUGUGCCCCGAUUGACAUGACAAGGUUUUCCACAUUUACCUGUUCAAAUGGAGAGAUCUCCAUAAAGCCAUAUUCAACGAUGCACAUCAUCAGUAGGAAAGUAAUAAGAAUGGUUGAAUUCAGCGUGUGCCUCCUGUAUCAUGUCUUUACUUUGCGGUUGUUGAUUUUUAUUAGGGUAGUAGAAAGUGAAUAUAUUUGAGGGAUAAUUCACGAUCCUGUUCAAGAGAUUUUUUUUUUUAGUGGAGGAAGUCUAGCAGGAGACAGACUUGUCCGGCUGAGCUCUGAGUUAGAACACAAACUGCCUGUAAAUACUGAUUUAAUAAAAUGAUUUGCCAAAAAAAUA
Platichthys flesus (European flounder) is the source of this 2510-nucleotide messenger RNA. It is a transcript of the gene szrd1, whose product is annotated as SUZ RNA binding domain containing 1. The coding region runs from base 104 to 574 and encodes 156 amino acids. NCBI's taxonomy places the organism in Eukaryota, Metazoa, Chordata, Actinopteri, Pleuronectiformes, Pleuronectidae. The record is from RefSeq and is a predicted model, not a curated record. The transcript has 4 exons.